Aspergillus wentii DTO 134E9 is the source of this 1287-nucleotide messenger RNA. Its product is annotated as NAD(P)/FAD-dependent oxidoreductase. Gene Ontology annotation, molecular function: sarcosine oxidase activity; saccharopine oxidase activity; flavin adenine dinucleotide binding. NCBI's taxonomy places the organism in Eukaryota, Fungi, Ascomycota, Eurotiomycetes, Eurotiales, Aspergillaceae. The transcript is spliced from 2 exons. The record is from RefSeq and is a predicted model, not a curated record. The coding region runs from base 1 to 1287 and encodes 428 amino acids.
AUGAUCAAGUCAGAACCUAUCAUCAUCGUGGGCGGAGGCGCGUUUGGCCUUUCCACUGCCCUCCAUCUCACCCAGAAUGGAUACACCAACAUCUCCGUCUUUGAGCGAGAUGACCAGAUUCCUCCACGGUAUUCAGCGGCCAAUGAUCUGAACAAGAUCGUGAGAGCUGAAUAUGAGGAUCCUUUUUACACCGAAUUGACCAUUAAAGCCAUCUCAGCUUGGAAAACUCCCCUCUUCACCCCUCACUUCCACCAAACCGGUUUCCUCCACUGCGUCUCGGGCAAUGCUCCCGAGAAAGCCCACGCCACGCUGGACCGUUUCCACGCCUCCGCGGAGCGACACCCUGUUAUCCGCCCACAUCUUGCCCCACUGGACGAGAAGACCAUCCGCGAGCAGUUUUGGCAGUAUACCGGGCGGUUUCCCGGGUGGCGGGGAUACCUGAAUCGGUUUGAUGGGUAUGCGCAUUCGGGAAAUGCGUUGGCUGCUGUGUACCGUGCGACGCAGGCAGCCGGGGUACGUUUCUUCCUUGGAGAGAACGGAGCAGUGAAGGAGGUGGUGUAUGAAGAGGCAAAGGAAGGACAGGAGAGGAAGAGCAUCGGGAUCAGAACGCAAAAGGGACAAUUCCACCCCGCGGCCAAGGUGAUCAUCGCUGCUGGAGCAGGAGCCGGUCGACUCGUCCCUGAACUGGGAACACAAGUCGUGGCCAAGUCCUGGUCUGUCGCACAUGUUCAUCUCACCGACGACGAGACGUCAGCCCUACGAGGUAUCCCCGUCACUUAUGCCCGCGAUCUGGGAUUUCUCUUCGAGCCCGAUCCCAAGACCAACCUGCUCAAGUUGUGUCCCAUGGGCGCUGGUUUUAUCAACACGGAUGCUGGGACGGGGGUGUCUCAUGCCCCGCCAACUCUGGAGGCGAGUGCAUUUAUGCCGGUUGAGGAUGAGCUGCAGGUGAGGAAGUUACUGGCGCAGACGCUUCCUGCUCUGGCGGAUCGGCCGCUGGUGAAGAAGUCGUUGUGCUGGUUUGCGGAUACGAGUGACUCGGACUUCAUCAUCGACUAUGUGCCUGGGACGUCGUCGUCGGUGGUGAUACUGUCUGGGGAUUCAGGACAUGGGUUCAAGAUGUUCCCCAUCAUGGGCAGCUGGGUGAAUGACCUCCUUGCGGGGGAUGAACAGUCGGUUGUCCGAUGGCGAUGGAAGGACCAGACCGAGAAAAAGGGCAACUGGGGCGGGGAUGUGAGUUGGAGAUUGGGGGAGUCGAGGGAAUUCCAUACCCUCAAGGCCAAGCUGUAG